Molecule: messenger RNA, 1569 nt
Organism: Nothobranchius furzeri (turquoise killifish)
Lineage: Eukaryota; Metazoa; Chordata; Actinopteri; Cyprinodontiformes; Nothobranchiidae
Gene: litafd
Product: LITAF domain containing
Cellular component (GO): cytoplasmic side of late endosome membrane; cytoplasmic side of lysosomal membrane; nucleus
Molecular function (GO): zinc ion binding
Source: RefSeq, a predicted model, not a curated record
GAGGCUCAAGCAGGUAGAGGUGAGACAGGUUAUCAUCUCAGCUGCAAUCUGUCAGAACUCUCCAUCAGCAGCAGCUUUCACACAAACGCACACACACAGCUCUGCAUAGGGACCACAACACACAGCGACAAGCACUAUGAGUGGUGAUGGGACAAAGUCUCCCCCUCCAUACCUCGUACCGGUAGAAGGUCAGAAUGAUGGCGUGAAGGUUUACCACGUGCACACCCCAUUCACCCCUCCCCCUCAACAGGAGGUCACUGUGUCUCAGGACAGACCAGUGUUCACCAGUGGAGGAGGUGGCGUGGGGUCGGAACGCCUUCCUGGAGAAUCUAAAAAGAAGUUUGUCAGCUACGACGUGGGGCUGGGACGUAACCCCGGCAUGACAAACUGUGACAGCUGCCGGCAGAACGUGAUGACUGACGUCACCUAUAAAGCAGGAACCUACGCCUGGCUGAUGUGCUUACUUUUCAUCUGCUGUGGGUUGUUCUUGUGCUGCUGUCUGAUUCCAUUCUUCCUGGAUAGCUUCAAAGAUGCGUACCACACCUGCCCCAACUGCAAAAAGGUCCUGCACAUCGAGAAGAAGAAAUGCUGCGAAUGACGAGCGGCAAGAAGAAAUUGACCCAUAGAAAUAAUAGUAAUAUUAACGAUAAUAAUAAUGAUGAUGAUCAAACAGCAACGUCCUGUCAGCUUUUUGAAUUACCCUUAUGAAGAACAGGCUACGCCAGAUUCUGACACUGACAGAGAAAGGUCACACUCACCUAUUUCUAUGGACCAAUCACUGCAUUGCGGAGGCCAGAUCACGUGCCGACGACUUUCCGCACAACACCAUAAAGUUUUAACAAACAGGCUGGGAGUGGCUGCGCUGUCGGGGCUGGAUGUUAAUUUAAUCUCAGCCUCUGGCAGGUCCAAGCUCACUUCAUGCACUUUAAAAAAAAAAAAAAAGAAAUACCACACAUUCACACAUUUUACCAACAUUUAAAUGAAGGUUUGUACAUAAAUUCUAUCAAAGGUUAAAUGUUUAAAAGGGUUGUGCCUUAAAUAUCUCAUCCUAUCAGUUUUCUAGUUGAAGGACCUUUUGAAUUUACUUCCUUCUUUAAGGCUUUUGCUUUACAGAAGAUUUAGCUUUUCUUUUGUUGCAACAAGCUAGGAGACGAACAACAUUCUGAAUCUGCUCAUUUUAAAUGUUACCUUUUAGGACUGUAUCGUUUCCGUUUUCACGAGGGAAUCCAGAAAGCUCACAUGCUGUACAACAUUUGCUGUAAAUAAGAAUUUUAUGUAGAGGAUUUAAUCUUUAGCUUUACACAGAUCUAGCGUCUGAAAUAGCACGAGCGUUUGUGACAGCAUAAAGGUCGAGGCACAAGGGAGAUAAAAUUAAAAAAGUUCAGAAAAUUUAAAUGACGUGUAUAUUUUUCAUCUGUUUUUGUUUUCUCUUCUACCAUGCUGCAAACAGCCAUCUGCAAGAAAAGGUUGUCAGAUGUUCUUGUCCUUUCUCACAUGAAACAGAGUAUGCCUCCAUUAGUUACUUAAUGAAAAUAAUGUUUCUUGAAUAAAAGUCAAUCAUAAACAAAA